GCAAUCAACCAAUAGGAAGAAAUAUAAAAAACUAGCUAAUCUUGACCAAAACUAGUAAAUAAAAUGUUGACAAUACGCUGUGGCAAGAACUUUGCGCUGACCAUGAGGCAUAUAAGUCGUGCAGCUCAAGUGCAGUCAAGUUGCGGAUUUUCGGCCUGGUCAAGAACACAAUUGCAGCACCAACAACAACAAUUACAGCAGCAACGGAAGCAACCAAAGCAGCAGCAAGCCAGAUGGCUGGCAACGCCAGUGGCUGAUAAGGACACUGAUGAUAAGGAUCUAAAACGCAUAUAUUACGGAACAUUAGCUCCACGCAUGAGGCUGGUGAAGCUGUUCUCGCUCAGCACCAGCCUGGCCGGUUUGGCUGCUCAGCCCAUCCUCAUGGAGCAGGGGAUGAAGAUCGGUGGUACGGGCAUGGCGGUCUUCCUCUGCUCAGUGGGUGGGUUUUUUACCUUUGUGACGCCAAUUCUGCUACAUUUGGUAACCAAGAAAUAUGUGACGGAGCUACACUAUAAUCAAGCUACUGAUGAAUAUAUAGCUACCACAAUAUCCUUAAUACUGUUGAAGAUCAAGACGAAGUUUCGAGCAAGCGAUGUGACUGUCCCUGAGGUUCCGGGCAUGUUUACCUCAUUUUUGGUAAAGAACCGCCCGCUCUUCGUUGACCCAGCGCUCUUUGAUGAUCCCGAACAUUAUGUUCGAAUUAUGGGCUACGAUAAGCCCAUAGACUUUAAAUUAAAUUUAAAGCACGAAUCGGAGCAAAUUCAAAAGAAAGAAAAAUAA
Messenger RNA from Drosophila arizonae, 780 nucleotides. RefSeq names its product transmembrane protein 70 homolog, mitochondrial. Lineage: Eukaryota; Metazoa; Arthropoda; Insecta; Diptera; Drosophilidae. The record is from RefSeq and is a predicted model, not a curated record. Gene Ontology annotation, cellular component: mitochondrial membrane. Gene Ontology annotation, biological process: mitochondrial proton-transporting ATP synthase complex assembly.